Molecule: messenger RNA, 1123 nt
Organism: Asterias rubens (European starfish)
Lineage: Eukaryota; Metazoa; Echinodermata; Asteroidea; Forcipulatida; Asteriidae
Product: COMM domain-containing protein 4-like
Exons: 8
Coding region: 216-815 (199 amino acids)
Source: RefSeq, a predicted model, not a curated record
CAAAACUUAGGGGUGGGUUUGUUUUUCUUUCCGCACUUCCUAUGUAUUCUGAUCUCCUCGCAGCUCAUCUUUGGAUCUGGUACUCGAAUUAAUUGCAGCUUAUAAUAUAAAUGGCAUGUAAUUUGACGUUGACUAUUUAAAAGUAGGGACAAGCACAAUCUGAGGGAAGAUAUCGAGGUCUGAAGUCAAACUACACUCUCUACAGAGCUAUAAAAAUGAGAUUUCGAUUCUGUGGAGGGUUGGAUUGCCCGGACUGGGUCCUGGCCGAAAUCAGCAUCUUGUCCAAAAUUACAUCUGUGAAGAUGAAAUUACUCUGUGUUCAAGUCAUCAAAGAUCUUCUCGGAGACAGUAUUGACUAUGAAAAAGUAUACAAGCUUACAGCUGAUGCAAAGUAUGAAACUGGUGACGUUAAAGCCAGUAUUGCAGCGCUGAAUUUCAUCUUAUCAAGUGCAGCUAAAUACAAUGUAGACGGAGAGUCUCUAUCCAAUGAGUUACAGCAGUUGGGUUUACCAAAAGAACAUUCCUCAGCUCUGUGUCGGUCCUACCAGGAUAAGCUGGAAGCUUUGCAGAAGAAAUUUAAAGAGCAGAGCUUUAGAGUUUCAAAGCUAGAGGCGGUUGACUGGCGAGUGGAUUAUAUUCUUGGUUCCAGUGAGCUGAAAGACGUCAAUGAGCCCAGCGUUCAGCUCAGACUACACAUCAAAAACCCUGACAACGACUCGGUAGAACCGGUCAGCUUUAACAUCUCGGCAGAUAAAUUUAGAAUUUUACUCAGUGAAUUGAAGCAGACACAACAGCUUAUGGACGGCGUUGCGUAACACAGCUACUACCCAAGAAGAAAUACUUUAUAUUUUAUACUCCCAAGUGGGAUUCAAACCCGUCACUGGUUGACACUCUAAAGCAGAUGUUAUAACAGCUACAGCUGAGCUGGCCAAGAUGACAAGAGUCAGUUCAAAGUGCUAAGUGUUCAUGCUGUACACACCAGGCAAGUCUUCCACCAGUUAGAACAUUUUUGGGGGACACCCCUUACGCAUGAAGGUUACCAACUUGUGCACUUAAAGGCAGUGGACACUGUUGGUAAUUACUCAAAAUAAUUAUUAGCAUAAAACCUUUCUUGGUGACUAGU